Messenger RNA from Populus euphratica (Euphrates poplar), 1874 nucleotides. RefSeq lists its product as uncharacterized. NCBI's taxonomy places the organism in Eukaryota, Viridiplantae, Streptophyta, Magnoliopsida, Malpighiales, Salicaceae. The coding region runs from base 170 to 1639 and encodes 489 amino acids. The record is from RefSeq and is a predicted model, not a curated record. The transcript has 5 exons.
ACUAAAUAAAAGACUACUGUGUUUUAUUUACUCACCAUUGUAUCCCAGAAUCCAUACCCAACAGUCGGUACCAGAGCUGUUGCCCAAAAUCUGUAUCAACAGUCACCACCUCCUGACUGCAGAUUGAGUUGUCUGGUUGGCUUGCUUGAACACCAUUUCAUCUCAAUCCAUGGCAACCAUUAGCUUGAAGGCAUCCGUGGACAAGAAGAGCAACAGAGUUGUAUUUGUUGAAUCUGACGAGUUCUUUGUUGACAUCCUUUUCAGUUUUUUGACAAUGCCCAUGGGAACAAUCACCCAUCUCAUCAGUAAUCUUUCACCGAAAAAUGGGAUUGGUUGCAUCAACAACUUAUAUAAAAGUGUUGAAAAUAUAGAUGUUAAGUAUUUCCGGACUGAAGCAUGCAAGGACAUGUUGCUACAUCCUCAUAACGCCGCUGCAGCUUAUUGUAAGAGCCUAAAACUGAAAAUUGAUGACGCUGAUACUUUAAGUUUCUUUUGUUGCGAGAAUUCCGUUUGUUCUCAUUCUCGAUACAAGUUGUGGAGUCAUUACAAAAAUAUUUAUUGUGGUUGUGGACGUCCCAUGAGCCGUAUUUUGAAUCUACCAUGCCCAGCUCCAUCCAAUAGUGGAUCUGACGAAAGAAAUCGAGGAGUGUUUGUUAAAGGACUGGCCCCAUUUGUUGUAAGUGAUUAUUUUCAAGUGAUGCCAGCAUCAAUUUCAGCAAGCAUUUCUCUUCUUACAAAGCUUGGAGUCAUGGAUACAAGUAACAUCGAGGAGAGGAUUUUUGACAUUGGAGUAACAGAGGUCUUGGAAUUGCUGCAGUGCUCAUUGGUAUCAAGGACACCUCUAACCGAAGUUUUGCUUGCUCGUAAGGAAGUUCCGGAGUUAAGAAAUAAAGGUUCCCUUCAAAGAACCUCUCUUAUGCAUGAAAUACUAGAGCAUCAAUCAAAAAGAAAUGGUGAGACGUUUGUUAGGCUUGUGGUCUGCAAAUCCAAGAAAGUGGUAUGUUACGCAGAAGCGUCAAAAGAUUUCGUUGAUUUACUUUUUAGUUUUCUCACCAUUCCACUUGGGUAUUUGAUGAAUAAAAAGCAUGGUGGACAAUCAAAAGGAAGCAUCCACCACCUAUAUGACAGUGUCAUUGAUCUCGAUGCUAUGAAAUACCUCAAGUCAAAUGACAUUAAAGAGAUUCUUCUAAAUCCUAAGAUUGCACCUGGUUCUGGCUAUAAGAACCAGCCACUAGGCGUUAAGGAAGCUGUUGAUAACCAGCAGUACUACCUUGAUCGGAAUGUAAUAAGAACUGAAAGCAAAAAUCCUCAAGGUUCUACACUCCCACUUUUAACUAUAAUGGAUCCCAAAUCACCCUUCAAAGAGGGCACAGAAGGUGAUGGGUUUUUGCUAGAUCCUGCAAUGUUCACAGUAAGUGACGAUCUUGUUGUUACACCAAUAUCGCCUGUCUCAGAACUAUCUUUACUGGAAAAAUUGAAGAUACCUUUUAAUGACAUCUAUGUCACAGAGGUUCAAGUUGGCAAAGAAGAGGCUUCCCGUCUCUUCGCAGCUUCUUUUAUAUCUGAAUCUGCUCUUACUGAUACCUUCAUACGUAAGAUGCCAAAAGAUGCCUUCAUUUCCGAUGUUCUGAAAAAAUAAUCUUGAGGACAUCUGUGUGCUUAAUUGAUCAAGUAUGUUUUCUGGUCAUCUUGAACCUGGUUUUUUAUUAUCGUCUUCGAUAGUCUGUCAUGUUUAGGAGUAUCAUUGAUUCUCGAGUCUUUUAUGUAAUUCGAAAUAUUAAGGUACUGCUUUCGCUUCAUAAUACCUAAACUAUAGUUGUUCUCUUUUGACUCGCUACUUGGUCGUAUAAUUGCCUGGAAACACAAUUUAGAAA